UCUUACUUCCUGGUACAUACAUACACUAGUUCAGCCACAGAAAACAGACCUAUCGUAGUUUCGAUAUUGGUGCGUGCGUGUUAAAAAUUAUAAAAAAUUCAUCAUUUAUAUCGUUUAAGAAUCAUGGAGAAAUGGUUGCAAGAGGAAUUGUCGAAAUUAUUGGAUUUUCCAGCAGAUGACUUAACCCAGUUUAUUUUGCAGAUAGAAAAUGAAAGAGAUUUAGAUGAGUACUUUUCAACCUUAUUAAGUACUGAAAAUCUAAAUCAUAGACAAUUUGUAAUAGAAUUGAAAAAGAGACGUGCUUCUUAUAAUAAUCAAACUAGAAACAAAAAGAUAAAUGAUAAUGAUAAUAUUCCCAAAAAACAAAAUGAUAAGAAAAAGGGAAAGACAAAGGGAAAGAAAAACAAUCAAGUGCAAGAAGUAAAACCUGAGUCACCAUCUGAGAAGGUGGAAAAAAAAAAGACUAAAUUUACUAAUUUAUUGUCUCAUGGAACUGUUCUCUUGAAAGGAAGGCAUAAAUGCAACUGCGAAGCAAACAGACAUGCAUUGAUUAACAAUUGUCUUAACUGUGGAAGAAUAGUUUGUGUACAAGAAGGCUCAGGUCCAUGUUUCUGUUGUGGAGAACUUGUUUGUUCUCCAGAUGAACAAGUUUUACUUGGAAGCAAUACUAAACAGAGUGACAAUUUGUAUAAUAAAUUGAUGGAUCAAAAACCAUAUAAGAAUCUCGAAGAUUCUCUUAAACAAAGAAACAAACUCCUUGAAUUUGAUCGCAAUAGUGCCCAUCGUACCAAAGUAAUUGAUGAUGAAUCAGAUUAUUACCAGUCAAACAGUAUUUGGCUAUCCCAUGAUGAGCGCAAGAAGUUACAGAAGCAAGAAGAGGAAGAAUUAGCUCGCAAGCAUGCAUCACGUUUAGAUAAAAAAGUUGCUAUAGAUUUUAUGGGAAGAGUAAUAGUUGAUGAAGAUCAGUCAAUUAACUUGCAAUUGGAAGAUCUUGACGAAACAAUAUCAUAUGACAACUUUGAAAAUAUGAAUAUUUGUCCAACGAUAGAAUUUGAUCGUCCAACAUUUGUUGAGAUGGGAAUAUUCAGAACAAGCACACGAACUGAAAAUCGCACAUGGAAUAUGGAAAGCAGAAUACAGGAUAAAGAAUAUUUAGAAAUGUUUGAUCAAGGUCUAUGUUUGAGCAUGCAUCAGCCUUAUGCAUCUUUGAUAGUGGCAGGAAUAAAAACUCAUGAGGGCAGAAGUUGGUAUUCUUCACAUAGAGGAAGAUUAUGGAUAGCAUCAGCUGCUAAAGUACCUUCUUCUGAAGAAAUAUCUAAUAUGAAACAAUUCUACCGUUUAUUAAAAAAUGGUAAGAAAAAAGUCGAUGAGCAACGACAUGUAACGAUAACUGAUGUUUUAUCUCAAGAAGAAUAUAGAAAAUUAUAUCCAGAAAAAGAAAAUGAGAGUCCAUAUGUCUUCAUAUGUGAGAAUUCUUACAUGUUAUCAACACAAUUUCCUAUGAAAGGAAAACAUAAAAUUUAUAAAAUGGAUAAAAAACUUCAUCAAGCUGCUUCCAAAUGCUUAGAAAAAACCAUGAAAACAGUUAAUAACUAA
Messenger RNA from Cyphomyrmex costatus, 1596 nucleotides. Its product is annotated as activating signal cointegrator 1. Gene Ontology annotation, cellular component: RQC-trigger complex; nucleus. The transcript has 10 exons. Gene Ontology annotation, molecular function: zinc ion binding. Lineage: Eukaryota; Metazoa; Arthropoda; Insecta; Hymenoptera; Formicidae. The record is from RefSeq and is a predicted model, not a curated record. Bases 124 to 1596 code for a protein of 490 amino acids. Gene Ontology annotation, biological process: rescue of stalled cytosolic ribosome.